Solanum pennellii is the source of this 351-nucleotide messenger RNA. RefSeq names its product auxin-induced protein 10A5-like. Gene Ontology annotation, biological process: response to auxin. Lineage: Eukaryota; Viridiplantae; Streptophyta; Magnoliopsida; Solanales; Solanaceae. The transcript has a single exon. The record is from RefSeq and is a predicted model, not a curated record. The coding region runs from base 1 to 351 and encodes 116 amino acids.
AUGUUUAUAGGUACAACAAAUCGAAAGCAUAUCGCGAAGAUACUAAAAAAGAUCCUCCAAUUCUCAAGAAGAUCUAGUUUCAAGUUUGCAUUCAAUGAUUGGGAGGAUGAAACAGCCUCAUUGCCUCUUCCAAAAGAUGUGAAGGAAGGACAUUUUGUGGUGCAUGCAAUUGAUGAUGGGAAACAAAGGAGGUUCGUCGUUGAGUUGAGCUAUUUGGCGGAUCCAAAAUUUAUAAGGUUAUUAGAGCAAGCUGAGGAAGAGUUUGGUUUCGAACAAGGAGUUCUUGCUAUCCCUUGUAGGCAUAGUGACUUGGAAAAAAUUCUUGAAAACAAGAACAAGAACAAGAAAUGA